This is a messenger RNA of Prorocentrum cordatum, 978 nucleotides long. The record is from the annotation of a GenBank genome assembly. NCBI's taxonomy places the organism in Eukaryota, Dinophyceae, Prorocentrales, Prorocentraceae.
AUGGCAUGGUUCACGGAAUCCACAGCGCAGUCGUUCUCGCUCACGGUGCUUUCUGGUCUGGAGACAGACAAGCUGAGCUGUCCACGCGCUUUCUUUUUCGAGGUAUUUGCCGAUGCUGCUGCGGAUGUCGAUGCUGGCUGCGCAGCGCGUCUGACGCCGGAGACGUCGUCGGAAGUGGAGUCGGAGCUAGCGGAGCUAGUGCUGACGUCGCCACAGUUGGUGGAAUUGUCGGGGGUGCUGCUGGCGCUGGCACUGAUGCUGGCAGAGUCGUUGAUCGUUGCCUUGCACGUGGAGGCCCGAACGGCCACGAAGAAGAUUGCCGCAUCAUCUUGCCCCCAGUGCCCAGGGCGCACCGCCGAGGUCCGGUUCCAGUUCAAGCGACGAACUAGCCUCAUCUUUGCCCUGGGUGGCGCCCUGAGGGCGGCGCCCGGAGGCGUCGGACCGAUUUUCGGCGUGGCCCGGCGGCGCUCGCGAGCGUCGGCCGGCGUCGACGGCGCCGCCCUUCCGGCCCGGGAGUUACCCCGGAAGGCGGCCCAAAAGGUGGCCCGGAAGGUGUGCCUGCGUCUUGCCGGGCUCCCGUCCGCGCUGCUGGCCGCCGCGGCGGCUUGCGGCAGUUCGGGCGACGAGGGGGGCCCCGUGGAGGCGCCUCGGCUCCGACUGCAUCCUCACGUCAUGGCGGCGACCUACAGGCGCGGCGCAGAGUACCAUUGCCACAAGGACAGCUACCACGGGAAGGACAACCUGCGGAUGCUGACGAUACUGCUCUACCUCAACCGAGACUGGAGGCCCGGCGACGACGGGGAGCUCCGGCUGUUUGCGCAGCGCCCGGGCGAGGACGCCGCGGACGAGAGCCGCUUUGUCGACGUGGCGCCGCGGUGCGGCCGCCUCGUGAUGUUCCGCUCGCGCGAGGUCUGGCACGCCGUACGCGAGCCCAGGGAAGAACGCUGGGCUCUCACGCUGUGGGUGAUGGCCGAGUGA